GGGGAGAACCGGCAGCUCUGGUCCUCGGGGCAUCACCUCAAGUCGUGCCGCGACGUGGCUUUCUCCCAGGAUGGGCAGAAGCUUUUCACUGUGUCCAAGGACAAGUCAAUCCACAUCCUGACAGUGGAGGAGGGACGGCUGGAAACGCGAUUUCCCAAGGCACACAGCUCAGCCCUCAAUUGUGUGCUUCCCAUCAAUGACCACGUCUUUGCCACGGGGGAUGAUGGUGGGACUGUGAAGGUGUGGGACCUGCGCAGGGGCGAUGCCAUCCUGGAGGCACGGCAGCAGGAGGAGUACAUCAGCGCCAUGGCCGUGGAUGGCAACGGGAAGAUCCUGCUGACUGCCAGCGGUGAUGGCACCUUGGGUGUCUACAACGUGAAGAGACGGCGCUUUGAGCUGCUCUCAGAGCCGCAGAAUGGGGACCUGACGUCUGUCGCACUGCUGAAGAGGGGGAGGAAAGUGGCAUGUGGCUCCAGCGAAGGAACCAUCUACCUCUUCAACUGGGAUGGCUUUGGGGCUGCCAGCGACCGCUUUGCACUCAGGGCAGAGUCCAUUGACUGCAUGGUGCCUAUCACGGACAGCAUCGUGUGCGUGGGAGCCCUGGAUGGAGUCAUCAG
This is a messenger RNA of Acanthisitta chloris (rifleman), 617 nucleotides long. RefSeq names its product WD repeat domain 55 (gene WDR55). Gene Ontology annotation, molecular function: protein binding. NCBI's taxonomy places the organism in Eukaryota, Metazoa, Chordata, Aves, Passeriformes, Acanthisittidae. The transcript has 5 exons. The record is from RefSeq and is a predicted model, not a curated record. The annotation marks the transcript as partial.